AAAUUUGUUUCCCGGAUUAUGAUUUGAAAUUUCAACCUAUUCGUGGAAUUGAGCCUCUAAUCGUUCGGAAGAAAUCGAUAAUGCCGAAGCGAAAAGCAAAGGAGUGUGUCAAACUCACUGAAGAAGAUAAGAACGACGACAAGCGAAUUCGAAGAGAAGAGAAGAAAGAAGACUUCGUUGACGAAGAAGUUGAAAGACAAAUUGCUGCGAUUAGAGCAAUCCGUGAUGUUGAGAUUGAACAAACUCUAACUGCAUUGAGGUUGCUUCGCUCAAAUUUUACUGAGGAACAGCUUGACACUCCUGUGUUAGACUUCUUUAAAGAGAACCUUCCGGAUUUGUCAAUAUCGAGAAACGAAGAAACUGGGGAGAUUGAGUUAAAGUGGAAAGACGAAAGUGGUGAUUCGCUCGCGGGAAAUGCGAAUGGCGCUGACAUGAAUUAUUCUAUUUUGAAGCGCUUGUCGAUGCGUUUUCCUGAUUUAUACAGUAGAUCAUCUCUUGGUGGCUUUGAUUUACCUGAUGAUGUAAAAGCAAACCUGUUAGGAACUGAUAACCCACAGCUCGAUAAUCUUGUCUUUCAGGGGACUUCUGAGAACCAAAUGCUUGCAAGCCAUGAUGCUUUUCAGACUCCUGGGGUGAAUGGGCAAAGACUCUCUUUUGGAAUGACACCAAAGACUCGGAGGCUACCAAAACCUGGAGAGAUGAUGCUCUCUGUGCAUGGCUCUCCUUUGGGGGUCUACAAAGACCACAACAUGGGAGCUAUAAAUGAGGAAAAAAGUUGAAAAGCUCCAAAGAUUCAGACACUUACGGAUUGUAAUGGUUUAACCUUGUGUUCCAAAAACCAGAUAUGUUUGUUAUGUCUGUUCUUCAGCAUGCUAGGGUAAUACCAACAACAAUGAUGUUUUGUUUAUAUAUAUGAUUAUUUUCAGUUACAAUUUACCAAUAGAUUACAAGACUCUAG
Arabidopsis arenosa is the source of this 958-nucleotide messenger RNA. The record is from the annotation of a GenBank genome assembly. Lineage: Eukaryota; Viridiplantae; Streptophyta; Magnoliopsida; Brassicales; Brassicaceae.